Eucalyptus grandis is the source of this 1145-nucleotide messenger RNA. Its product is annotated as F-box/LRR-repeat protein 25-like. The transcript has a single exon. Bases 67 to 1086 code for a protein of 339 amino acids. Lineage: Eukaryota; Viridiplantae; Streptophyta; Magnoliopsida; Myrtales; Myrtaceae. Gene Ontology annotation, molecular function: protein binding. The record is from RefSeq and is a predicted model, not a curated record.
UACGAGGGCCAUAAUAGUAGUGAAAAAACGCUGCGAUAGAGCCUUCGAAACUCGGGGAAAAUAGGCAUGGCGGAGACCUCCAUCCACCGCAAACCCUCCGGCGAUCGGCCGAAUCGCACCGACAAAACAAACCCACCUCCACCUCCUCCUUUGAGCCCUAGGGAUCUCAUCAGCGCCUUGCCGGACGCGGUGAUCCACCGCAUCUUCUCUUUUCUGCCCCUCCAAGAUGUCGUCAGGACCAGCGUCCUCUCCAAGCGCUGGCGGCCCACUUGGACCACCGCCACCGACCUGGUCUUCGAUGAAGAGAUUGUAGCCCGGCGUCGCAGUACCCUGGACUUCUCGUCCCUCAUCGACAGCGUCCUGAUACAGUGCAUCUCCCCCACGGUGAAGAGGUUCCACGUCACUGGCUUCAAGUACGAGAAGGCCCACCGCCCCAAGUUCGACCUCUGGCUACGCUUCGCAGAGGGGCGCCGAGUGGAGGAGCUCAGCCUGCGGCUGUUGCCGACUACUGAGCCGCCGACGCUUUAUAUACUGCCGCGGUUCUUGUAUUGCUGGAGUUGGUUGGUGCGCCUUGAAGUCUGGACGUGCUGUUUCUCGUUGGGUAGGACUAUUAGGUGGCCUUGUCUUAAGAUCUUGGUGAUCGCAAUUUCAAGGUUGAGCGAUGAUAUCCUCGAGGGAAUUUUCAGGGGAUGCCCUGUUCUAGAGUCCCUUGAAUUGUGGGGUUGUUGGGGCGUGAAGAACAUUAUGAUAGAUUCGACAAGUGUGAAAGAGUUGGUACUUCGUAACUUAAGCGACUCUAGCAUUCAGAAAAUUUGGGCCCCGCAUUUGCUGUCGCUGCAAAUAUCAGGGGAUUGGCAACCUCAUGCCAUGUUAAGACUUAGCGAUGUAUCUUCUUUGGUGGAAGCCAAGUUAGAUUUUUCGAUUCGAGUUCUUACCGAUUUGCCUAGUGAUGAGAUGAUGUGCAGCCACAUGUUGAAGGAAACCUUUCAGAAGCUGUGCGGAGUUACUACAAUCACCAUUGGGGCUUGGUGUUUUCAGGUACAAGCUCGAUAUUUUUUACCAUUUUAUAAGACGUACUCGUGUUGAAUCGUGUAUGUGAUUAGCACUUAUUUAGUGGUUUUUGUUGUGCUGGUCGAGUAACCUCA